Platichthys flesus (European flounder) is the source of this 1331-nucleotide messenger RNA. It is a transcript of the gene dctd, whose product is annotated as dCMP deaminase. The coding region runs from base 157 to 831 and encodes 224 amino acids. The transcript has 7 exons. Lineage: Eukaryota; Metazoa; Chordata; Actinopteri; Pleuronectiformes; Pleuronectidae. The record is from RefSeq and is a predicted model, not a curated record. Gene Ontology annotation, cellular component: cytoplasm. Gene Ontology annotation, biological process: dUMP biosynthetic process; dTMP biosynthetic process. Gene Ontology annotation, molecular function: zinc ion binding; dCMP deaminase activity.
AAAAGUUUGUAGUUAAAAAAACGACGGAGGAAUGACUUCCUGCUUGAUGUCUUCUUCCGGUUUCAGUCGUAGUUUGUUGCCGCGGCUGAUCUUUACAUCGAACCAUCACAACCAUCGUGCGGAAGAAAGCGAAUAACCACCUGAGUCUGGGAAAGUAUGGAUGAGGUUCCGCAGCCGAAGUGUGCUGAUGUGGAAAGCAUCCUAGAUGAGGCGUGGGAUGGUUUAGCCGGACCUGGGGGUGUGCAUGGAGGUACUCCUGCUAGAAGUUAUGGGCAACAGGUUCCACCAGGUUCCAACUGUGUAACAAAGAAGAGAGAUGAUUACUUGGAAUGGCCAGAUUACUUUAUGGCUGUCGCUUUUCUCUCUGCCCAAAGGAGCAAAGACCCAAGUUCGCAGGUUGGGGCAUGUAUAGUGAACCAGGAGAAUAAGAUAGUUGGCAUUGGUUACAAUGGUAUGCCAAAUGGAUGUGAUGAUGAUCUACUACCGUGGUCCAGGACUGCUGAUGAUCGGCUCAACACAAAAUACCCUUAUGUGUGCCAUGCAGAGCUGAAUGCCAUAAUGAACAAAAACAGUGCUGACGUGAAAGGCUGCACCAUGUAUGUGGCUUUGUUCCCCUGCAAUGAGUGUGCCAAGCUCAUCAUCCAGGCUGGUAUUAAGGAAGUGGUCUAUUUGUCUGACAAGUAUCACGACACACCGGAGAUGACUGCUUCCAGAAGACUGCUCAGUAUGGCAGGCCUUCAAUUUAGGCAGUUCAAGCCCAAAAAGACCAAGAUUGUCAUUGACUUUAAUUCGAUCAACCACCCUGGAAUGCCAGACAGCUCAGCCAUUUGAAAAUGAGAACAGCUCCCCACAAGAAGCUGCUUAAUGUGACGGGGAGGAGGCAGAAGAAACUGUCGAGAUACAAAUUAACAUAUUUAGCUUUUAGAAUUUCCUUUUCGGUUUAAGGGAUAUACAGGGACUUUGAAUGAGUUGUGUGUUGAGUUUAAACUCUUUUUUGUUGUCAACCAGAUUUUUUUUAUAGUUAUCUCCUCAGGGGAAAACUUUAAAUGUGUUUUUUAUCCUUCUUUAAACAGGGUUCUUAUUAGUCAAAAGUAGUCUUACUAUUCAGUUCAUUUUUGGUUUCAGAGGAAAAUGCAUAAUAAAUCAGACUGUUCUGUUAACAUUUGGGAGCUGCUCUGUUUUAAUAUAUACGGGUUAACUAUUUAGAUUUCCACUAUACAGGAGUUUUUUUCUAAAAUAAGUUAGGUUUGAACUUUGGUUCAUCAAACCAGUUUGCAAAAAGUUGCCUCUGAAAAUUCAGCUGGUGCUUUAUGAAUAUUGUCUUUAAGCCA